CUCAUAUAGUUCAGAAAACAAAUAACUGCCCAUAAGUCAACCAUAUACCAAUGAGACAGACAUCAUUGGAUUAUUGUUAUACUGCUAUUCAUUCCCGCCGCUAUCAGACUAUACCUUCAUUUCAAAAUCGACAGACACAAGAGAACAGAUGAUACGCUCACCCUUAUUGCCUAGUUGCUUUUGGUUAUGUAAGCAUCCAUCCUGUCAGCAAUAUACAAGCAGAUGUACGCAUCUAUCUGGUUCUCCAUGGGUAUAAUACCCCUCCCGACCAACUAUAUCUGGAUGGUAAUGGCGUGUCAACACGGCCAGCUUGCUGCGUACUGCAUCGCGGCGGCUGCACUGUGGUGUGUCUUAUUCUUCUUCCGGAACCUCGACGAGAGAUAUAGGUUCCAACGGGCGAUACGGUGGGUUGUCUCAGGGCUACCGAUUGUUAUGUGAGCUGGGCCUC
Messenger RNA from Aspergillus alliaceus, 448 nucleotides. RefSeq lists its product as uncharacterized. The record is from RefSeq and is a predicted model, not a curated record. NCBI's taxonomy places the organism in Eukaryota, Fungi, Ascomycota, Eurotiomycetes, Eurotiales, Aspergillaceae. The transcript has a single exon. Bases 223 to 438 code for a protein of 71 amino acids.